Messenger RNA from Penicillium cinerascens, 240 nucleotides. Its product is annotated as 60S ribosomal protein eL38. Bases 1 to 240 code for a protein of 79 amino acids. Lineage: Eukaryota; Fungi; Ascomycota; Eurotiomycetes; Eurotiales; Aspergillaceae. Gene Ontology annotation, biological process: translation; protein-RNA complex assembly. Gene Ontology annotation, cellular component: ribosome; cytosolic large ribosomal subunit. Gene Ontology annotation, molecular function: structural constituent of ribosome. The transcript has 3 exons. The record is from RefSeq and is a predicted model, not a curated record.
AUGCCUCGCGAAAUCUCCGAUAUCAAGCAGUUCAUCGAGAUCUGCCGCCGCAAGGACGCCUCGUCCGCCCGGAUCAAGCGCAACCGCAAGUCCCAGCAGAUCAAGUUCAAGGUCCGCUGCGAGCGCUUCGUCUACACCCUGGCCCUGACCGACUCCGCCAAGGCCGACAAGCUCAAGCAGAGCCUUCCUCCUUCCCUGAAGGUUGUCGACGUCUCCAAGGGCACCAAGAAGUCCCUGUAA